AUGGAUUUCAACAAGAUCUACUUGAAUGAGUUGCAAAAAAUGAGGGAAAGCAUGAUGUUUGACAUGAGUCAAGGAUUUGCAGGUAAUGAUGGUUCAGAGUUCAUAACAUUCGUCGUUACUAAACCAUCUUCUGUUGUCUUCGGAAAAUUUGGUAUGAGUAUUGCUACAAAUUUUAUUGUAGAAAUUAUGAGUGUUAUUGCAGCUUUGAAAUGGGCAGUACUCAAGACUAAGGAUAAGCCCCCACCACCAUUAGCUAGCGACGGAGCGAAGCCAGGGAAUCCGAUCGUUGUGAUUGCUCCUCAUUUCUGUGCACCAUAUCCAGUAGAUCUUACCAUAUCAAAGAAACUUCUAAGUAUUGGUGAAGGUAAUUUUGGUGUUUUCGAUAUCAAUGGCAAUAUUAUCUUUAAAGUUAAAGGUAAGCUUCUUAGCAUUCGCGAUCGCCGUGUCCUUGUCGAUGCUGCCGGUGUUCCUCUUGUAUCUCUACAGCAGAAGAUAGUGACUUGCCAUAGGAGAUGGCAACUAUAUAGAGGAGACAGCUCAGAUUCAAAAGAUUUGUUGUUCAGUGUGAAGAAAUCUAAGCUUUUGCAGCUCAAGACAAGUUUGAAUGUUUUCUUAGCAUCAAACACAUCUGAAAAUGUCUGUGAUUUUAAGAUCAAAGGAAGCUUUUUUGAGAGAUCUUGUGCCAUCUAUGCUGGAGAUUCUAACAACAUCAUUGCUCAGAUGCGCAAGAAACACACUGUCCAAAGUAUUGUUCUGGACCAGGACACGUACUCGAUCACAGUGUACCCGAACGUUGAUUAUGCAUUCAUUGUUGCCUUGUGUGUGGUUCUCAAUGAAAUCAAUAUGGAUAGAAGUGAUGAAGAUUAAGCUCUUAACAAAGUAUCAAUAUGGUUGUUUUCUGUUUAAAUAUAUAUAAAAGUUAGACUGAUCAAUAUAGUAGACUGAUAAAGUACUAUAUGUUUGGGAUGAUGUUCCAGUUAACCAAUUGAAUAGCCAUUAUGGUUGUUAUUCAAGUGUCUUUGCAUCUAAGUUUUAAGCACAUGAAAUUAUCGCUAUAAAACCUAUUAUUGCUCCAA
Molecule: messenger RNA, 1076 nt
Organism: Papaver somniferum (opium poppy)
Lineage: Eukaryota; Viridiplantae; Streptophyta; Magnoliopsida; Ranunculales; Papaveraceae
Product: protein LURP-one-related 10-like
Exons: 5
Coding region: 1-867 (288 amino acids)
Source: RefSeq, a predicted model, not a curated record